AAGAUGCCUUACUUUGCAAAACUCCUUUUAUUAAUCUUCUGCUUAGUUCUUCUUGUGGAAAGCAGAAAGCACAGGAGGAGGAGGUGGACGAGCCAUCUGGAUGUGCAGAGGGCAAGUCACAUCUUUAAGAAAAAUCGUGACUUGACCAAAGCCUGGAAAGGAAAGACAGACCAGCUUCUCAGAGUCGAUGAACAUGACUUCACCAUGCGGCCGGCCUUUGGAGGCCCUGCAAUUCCUGUUGGGGUGGAUGUGCAAGUUGAAAGCUUGGACAGUAUUUCUGAGGUUGACAUGGAUUUCACUAUGACCUUGUACUUAAGGCACUACUGGAAGGAUGAGCGUCUCUCAUUUCCCAGCACCAACAACAAGAGCAUGACCUUUGAUGGCAGGCUGGUGAAGAAGAUCUGGGUCCCUGAUGUCUUCUUUGUGCAUUCCAAGAGAUCCUUCAUUCAUGAUACCACCACGGACAACAUCAUGCUGCGAGUGUUCCCCGAUGGGCACGUCCUCUAUAGCAUGAGGGUCACAGUGACAGCAAUGUGCAACAUGGACUUCAGCCACUUCCCCCUGGACUCUCAGACGUGUUCUCUGGAACUGGAAAGCUAUGCUUACACUGAUGAAGAUCUGAUGCUGUAUUGGAAAAAUGGGAAUGAAUCUCUUAAAACUGAUGAAAAAAUUUCUUUGUCUCAGUUUUUGAUACAAAAAUUCCACACAACUUCAAGACUGGCUUUCUACAGUAGCACAGGUUGGUACAAUCGACUCUAUAUAAAUUUCACUUUACGCCGACACAUCUUUUUCUUCUUGCUCCAAACCUACUUCCCUGCCACUCUCAUGGUCAUGUUAUCCUGGGUGUCCUUCUGGAUUGACCGACGAGCAGUUCCUGCCAGAGUCUCUUUGGGGAUAACCACUGUGCUGACCAUGUCCACGAUCAUCACUGGGGUGAAUGCCUCCAUGCCUCGUGUUUCCUACAUCAAAGCAGUGGACAUUUACCUGUGGGUCAGUUUUGUGUUUGUCUUCCUCUCGGUGUUGGAAUACGCGGCUGUGAAUUACCUGACAACGGUGCAAGAGCGGAAGGAGAGGAAACUGCGGGAGAGGUUUUCAUGUUCAUGUGGAAUACCUCACUCAAAAACUAUGAUGCUGGAUGGAAACUACAGUGAAUCUGAUGCCAACAGCCUGGCAGGAUAUACAAGAAACCAGAUGGUACCAGAAGAAGAAAAACCAGAAAAGAUGGUUGUACAUUUAGCUAUGAGCAAUGAAUCUAAUUCAUCAAGGAAGAGAGGCCUGAAGGGCCACGUGGGCUUGCGCAUCAUCCAGAACACUCAUGCAAUUGAUAAAUAUUCAAGAUUAAUAUUCCCAGGCACCUAUAUAUUUUUUAACUUGAUAUAUUGGUCUGUCUUUAGCUAAGAAUGCUGGCACAGCAGUGACUGAAUCAGAUGUCUACAAAACACUCUUUUGUUGGUACUUCUUUUGUCUUAAUCUGAACACAAAGCUAGAAACCUGAUUAUUUUAUUGCUUCUUUGAAGGAUAAAUGGGAGGACACAUCCUCCAGGAGGCAAUUCCAUGUGCAGGCCUCAUGGAGGAACUUGCUGUACUGGUUGGUUUCCAGCCCAACUUCUUGCUUCCAUUUGCUUUAUGACACAUGCCAUUUCUCAUACUUGAAAAUACGUGUCCACCAUACACCCAAAAGGUGCUGGAUGCUCAUUUGGG
This is a messenger RNA of Pseudopodoces humilis (Tibetan ground-tit), 1701 nucleotides long. RefSeq names its product gamma-aminobutyric acid type A receptor subunit rho2 (gene GABRR2). Gene Ontology annotation, cellular component: membrane. Gene Ontology annotation, biological process: monoatomic ion transmembrane transport. The record is from RefSeq and is a predicted model, not a curated record. Gene Ontology annotation, molecular function: GABA-A receptor activity; extracellular ligand-gated monoatomic ion channel activity. NCBI's taxonomy places the organism in Eukaryota, Metazoa, Chordata, Aves, Passeriformes, Paridae.